AUGGUUUUCAAAGGGCAAAAGACAUCGGAUAAGGAACCAAUGCCAUCAAAAUUUAUAAAAGAAAUGCGAGCAAUAAUAUAUUACGCUGGUGCAUCAAUCGUACACGAAAAUGAAAAGCAUGAAUAUAUGCUUUUCAUGUAUGCAGGCAUGAACGAUAGAAUCUUCAAUAUGAAUAAAAGUGGAAAAAAAAGAAACAUUACAAUGUAUUCAAUAGAAAAUAUGAAAACAUUGUAA
Molecule: messenger RNA, 234 nt
Organism: Strongyloides ratti
Lineage: Eukaryota; Metazoa; Nematoda; Chromadorea; Rhabditida; Strongyloididae
Exons: 2
Coding region: 1-234 (77 amino acids)
Source: RefSeq, a predicted model, not a curated record